UUCACGCAUCUUUUCAUGGCAGCGUUCAGAGGCUGAUCCACGCGUCGCACACCAUCACUCGUGUGUGCACGCGUUACUAUAUGAGGCUACGCACUUGGCGACACACACGGAUGCGGAGACAUGAUGUGACAUUCGGCCGCGCGUAAUUUGCGCAUUUGGAAAGCGUUGCGCGCGGUACAAUGACUCACCGCUGUGUGUGUGUGCGCGGUGAUUUGUCUGUUUCUGGACGCCUGAUGCUCUUGGAGUGAGUCCAGGGAUGCUGCGGCUUGUCUGGCUGCCGGAGUGCCUCCGCGCAACGACGAGCUGCGCCCUCCACAUCUGCUGAACAGGAGAGGCGCGUAUCAGACGCGGAUUUGUGCGACCUUAUGAUUUGACUCUCACCGGGGGGAAUAACCCGUUAUGGAUCUCUGGGACAUUUAAGCGUCUGCUGUGGUGAUAUCGCUCUCUGCUGGGACUGUCGGAGUGCACACUGUUCCUCAUUCACAGCCUGCAAAAUGGGGAAUAGUUUCUCCAAUUUGGGUGCCUUCCAGUCUUUGCACAUAGUCAUGCUCGGCUUGGACUCUGCGGGCAAAACCACCGUGCUGUACCGGCUGAAAUUUAACGAGUUCGUCAACACGGUGCCCACCAUCGGCUUCAACACGGAGAGGAUCCGGCUCGGCGGCGCGGGGGCCUCCAGGGGCAUCAGCUGUCACUUCUGGGACGUCGGGGGGCAGGAGAAGCUGCGGCCCCUGUGGAAGCCCUACAGCCGCUGCACGGACGGCAUCGUGUACGUGGUGGACUCCGUGGAUGCCGAGAGGCUGGAGGAGGCCCGGACCGAGCUACACAAGAUCACCCGGUUCUCUGAGAAUCAGGGGACUCCGCUGCUGGUCAUCGCCAACAAACAGGAUCUGCCCCGGGCGCUGGAUGUCGGGGAGAUAGAGCGGCAGCUGGCUCUGGCUGAGCUGAGCCCCUCCACUCCGUACCACGUUCAGCCGGCCUGCGCCAUCAUAGGAGAGGGGCUGGAUGAGGGCAUGGACAAGCUGUAUGAGAUGAUAGUGAAGAGGAGGAAGUCACUGAAGCAGAAGAAGAAGAGGCAGUGAUGGCAGAUUUUAGGCUGGACGAUGGAAAAGAAAUACAUUCUACAACCUACAGGAGGAAUUUAACAGUGAUACUUAGCAGAUAAAAACACCAUCAAGCAUAAAUAUUAAUACUGAUCACCACAGAAACAUUGCAAGUCUCCAUAUAUAUAUUUAUAGUGAUGCUAUAUGAGCUAAAAAAUAGAAAUAUUGUCACUCAUAAGAAGAUUGUAUAUGAAUGUUAUAGAGGGUAAUAAUGAAGGUAAAGCUGCCUAAACUCCACUUACCAACAUUUUUAUUUGCAGAGAACAACUAGAAAAUCAUAAACUAUAAAUAUGAAUGACACAAACUCACAAAACAAUUCUAAUAAUCUCGAAUGGCUUGCCUUGAUCGACUGUUUUAACCCUCUAUACAGGUAGAUUGUCUCCCUGAUGUAGGAAUAUUAAUAGGACUGUUUCUUUUGGGGAUGUCUGAAGCGGAGAUGUUUUAUAAAGUGUAUGGAUCUCCUGGCAUGGCUCCCUUGUUGCUGCCUGUGUUGCACAGACUGUUGUAAAUGUAAUUAGGGAUGCACUGAUGCACAGACUGGUGUUACACCAAAGAUGAUUCCCCUCUGAGAAGACAAAGACUCUUUAUCGCUCCCAUCCUUCAUUGUUUUGGUUAUUUUAUGUACAAUCUUCCCGGUGGCUCUGAGGUGAAACCUGAAAUGUUUGGUUGAGAUAAGGCUGAGACGACAACUUUAGGUUCUGGAGGGUGCUCUGAAGUCUCAGCGAUAUAGGAAUAUUUAAUCUCUUUUGUAGCGUUUUGUCUCAACAAAGAUGUGGGAUAAAAAGGGCUCAAUGUUUGUUGCUCGCAGGUAAAGAUAAGCUACAUUUUCGAAGGGAAAAUAUGUUGCAUUUCACACACUUAGGUAUGGCUUCCAUACUGUCUUCACGGAAACAAGCAAUCUUAGGAAGAGAGGAGAAAAACUUGUGGUUUAAGGUUAUGAAAUUCAUCCAUCUUAUCAUUUUGCACUUUCUGAGUCUUGCCCAGAGAAGCUGCCUCCUCUGGAAGCCAUAUUGGAGGUCUGAUUCUGACUGUUCAUCUCAGAUCUACAACAACUUUACAUGUAGCCGUCUAUUUUUAGCCUGGGUGAAGCCACCUUUUCUUCCAAGAAAAGUAACAAGUAGCUAGUUGCUAAGUAAGUUGCCAGUGGACACCAUGUGUUAGUUUAGCCAAUUAGAGCUCACAAAGCUCCAGCUGCAGUGAUUUGCUUGUAGAGAUCGCAUUACCAAGAAAAAUAGGCUGGAUUUGUUGCUAGAUUCCUCUUUUAGAUACAUGAAUCUCGAAACACAGAUAAAUGUAGCAAUGGCUGUGUAUAUUAUUUGUGCACCAGAUUCCUGCGAGAUCGGUGACAGGCUGCAAAGUGUCCAAAUUUCAAAUCUUUUUUUUUUUAGGCACAUUUUUUCUCCUGCGUUCAAAAUAAUUCUGUUUUAAAGGACCAGUGUGUAGGAUUUAGCAGCAUCUUUUGGUUGUAGAAAUGCACCGUCUCCUUCCUAUUGUGAAGGAGAAACUACCGUGGCUGUGUGCAAAACACACAAAAGGUCCUAUCUAGACCUAGUGUUUAGUUUGUCUGUUCUGGGCUACUGUAGAAACAUGGCGGACCCUACAGAACCCUGCGGUCUCUGUAGAAAUGAAAGCUCAUUCUAAGGUAACAAAAACAUAACUUAUUUCAGGUGAUAAAGACUUAAAGAUAUGCAUAGGUAAAAAGCAGGGCUUGACAGGUGGGUGCUAAUAAAGAUGGGUGGCUUGUUUUAGCAACCAGGCUUCAUUCAGCCAACCUCAGCUCUGUGUAUUUGCCCAUUUUUAGAAUAGCCAUGACAUCACAGAGACUACGUCCAUAUUUAUACAGUCUAUGGUUGAACUGCCAUGUUUCUACAGUAGACCAGCAUAGACAAACUAAUCAACCUCACCUCUAAAUGUCACUAAAUCCUACACACUGGACACUUUUUAAACAAUAGUGCCAUUUUGUAGUUAUAUUUGUUGUGACAGUUCACAACAAAACACUACGUAGUCAUCAGCAUAGAGUAAUUUUGGGGCAUAAGACUCAAAUCAGCAUCCUUACGGUUCUCCAAAAUAAAUACUAGUUAUGGCAUCGGCUAUUCCUCAGAGUUAUUGAGAAAGUGUUUAUAAGUGCAUCACAUGGUGUCGACCUGCUGGCAGUGACGGGACAGAGAGAGAGACAAGUGGCAAAGUCUUCCUGUAAAAAUGAUGUAGUAAAACAAACCGACGGGCUGGAACCUGUUAAGCUGCUCCUCCCCCCAAAAAAUGACUUUUUCUCUUAUUCAGAAUCAGAAAUACUUUAAUAAUCCCAGGAGGAAAUUAUUUAAUUAUUAUAUUGAAGGUUAUUUAAUCAUAAAUAUUCCCUCCAGUUGAAUGAUAAACCAAAAGAUGCUGCAUGGGGAAGUUUUAUAAUCGAAUUUAUGCCCCUAAAUACCAACUCAAUGUUAACACAAUCUUCCACCCACAUGAUUGACAGCUUGCAGAAUAGUUUAUAAAAAAGUCACCGAAAUGAGAAUUUUGUCUUAACUGACAGGACUGUUGAAUGUCUCACAUGGACUGUUGUCUAAUGCCGCGUUCACGUCUAAACAGAAGAAGAAACGGGAAAGCAAAAUCCUGCUGCUGCAGCUCGAUGUUAUGGAUUUUAAAUGAUAAACUGCAGCAUGCUCCUCACCUUUAAAGUAGAUUUGAUUGUGUUCUUAGGGUCAUUUUUUAUCAUUUAAUAUGUUGGAAUGCUACAAAAAUCUCCAUGUCAUAAUUGUAAUAACCACAAGGGAGCAGACGUUGUUUGUCUUUUUCACACAAUCUAAAUUAUAUUAUUAUAUUUCCGACAUAAAUCCGACGUGAACGUGGCAUCCCUUUUUUCUGCAGUAUUCAGUCGAGCUGUGUUCAACAUUGCAUGACAGCCACUACUACUUCAGACGAUGUAAAUUAUACAGUAUAGUAUUACAGCCAAGAUACAGCAAGACCAAACAAUGUAUUACAUGCCAAAAUCGGGGAAAAAAAGGAAAAAAGUAUUUUUGGGAUUAAACUCUUUGUAAUUGAA
Molecule: messenger RNA, 4137 nt
Organism: Larimichthys crocea (large yellow croaker)
Lineage: Eukaryota; Metazoa; Chordata; Actinopteri; Sciaenidae
Product: ADP-ribosylation factor-like protein 4C
Exons: 1
Coding region: 495-1079 (194 amino acids)
Molecular function (GO): GTP binding; GTPase activity
Source: RefSeq, a predicted model, not a curated record